Molecule: messenger RNA, 2849 nt
Organism: Aspergillus homomorphus CBS 101889
Lineage: Eukaryota; Fungi; Ascomycota; Eurotiomycetes; Eurotiales; Aspergillaceae
Product: E3 ubiquitin-protein ligase BRE1
Exons: 6
Coding region: 169-2349 (726 amino acids)
Cellular component (GO): nucleus; HULC complex
Molecular function (GO): ubiquitin protein ligase activity
Source: RefSeq, a predicted model, not a curated record
CGUUCACCUAACUUGCUCCCUUUCCACUCCACUCCACCCCCCACCACUACCACCACCCACCCCCAUUCACCACAUCUUCAUCGGUCGGAUUUUCUCGCGGUCUCGGCUAUCGGCUCGUUGCUGCUCAGUGGUGACGGCCUCUAAUUCACUUAUGCCUCUUAGCCACUGAUGCCGGCCGCCGAAGCUUCCCCCGUCGCAUCUUCCGAUUCCGGUUUUGUCAUGAUGGAGGACCGGAAAAGAGCCGCUGCCUAUGACCACAACGACUCGGCUCCACCAUUGAAGAAGCAGGCAACUUCUGUCAAUGGUGGUAAUAAGCCGCACCCUGAUGCUGACAUGCCCUGGAAAGAUGAUCUCGAGCGAUUCCAAAAAGACGCAAUAUGGCGCCAGAUGCAGGAGUACAAACGGGAAAAGGUAUCCCUUGAGGCCAAGUUGAAGGAGUUGUCCAGGUCCACCGCCUACCAUAAUGACCAUCUACGUAUUAUCGAUGCCUGGUACAAACAAUUAAUCGAUGAGAUCAAAAUACUCAUGGGCGCCCCGGAAGAAGAUGCCAAGGAACGUUCAUCUUUCCAAAGCAGUCUCUUAUUUGACGAUAAUGAGCAGUUUGAGAAACACCUUAAAUUACGAUCGGAGGAUAUCCGGAAAAUUAUUUCGAGAGUGUUGUCUAAAUCCUCCAAAGUAUCGCCUGAGGUCUCGGAAUUGCAGAGCCGACUUGCAAAGAAAUUGGCGGAAGAGAAGGCCGCGAUCCUCGAUCUCGAAAAAGCGUUGUCCGAAAAGCAGCAGUUAGAGGAGAGUUUGGAGGAGGCCUCUCUACGUUAUAUGGUCGCCGAGAAGAAACUUGAUCGUGCACGAAGCGUUACUGUCGCCAAAUUAGAAAAGCAAUACAUACUGGGUGCCCAGCGGCCCGGGGGUGAUAGUGCGUCGGGACCGCGUGAGGAGCCAUCGGCCUCCAACGGCGCAACUCCGAGUGGUGAACGAAGCCCUGCGCUGGAUGAAGCGCAUAACAAACUUGCGGCCGUCGCGGAAAAGCAAAAAGAACAGCUACAGAAAUUGGAGGCCGAGAACGCAAGUCUGUUGAGCCAAAUCACCGAAUUAAAUAUCAAGCAUACACGAUUGACGGAUGAUGACUACGCGAAUACGGAUUUAUUCAAGCAAUUGAAAUCCCAAUACGACGAUGUUGUUACUCGAAUAAACCAUCUGGAGGCGACUAAUGUGCAACUUCGCGAAGAGGCGGCGAAACUACGGUCGGAACGAACUGCAUACCGCAACCAAGUCGACGACGAGACGCGGAAUGUAAUUGUUGAGAGAGAGGCACAACUGAUGCGAGCCGAGACGGAUUUGGCACGGAUACGGAACGCACGCGAUGAACUGUUGGCAGAUCAGCAGAUGCGGAAGGCUGCGCAGGAACAGGAGAAAACCACUGUCAUUAAGGUUCAGGAACUUGCAGAUGCGGGCCAGGCUCGGAUCGCAGCUUUGGAAUCCGAGGUGGAGCGACUGCGUAUCGAGGUCGAGAAAGAGAAGGCCGCCGCACAUACGGCCGACGAGAUACCGACCGAAGAAUUACUUACCCGAUUCCGCAACUUGGAGCGUCAGUAUGCGAUGCUCAACACCGAGUUGUCCUCGAUGCAGGUUGCUUGCAAAAAGUACUCGUCUCUGGCUUCGCAGAAAGUGACUGAUUUCGGCGCUUUGGAAGAGAAGGUGGCACGGCUUAUAGCGGAGAAAUCGAAAGCGGAUCAGAAAUAUUUUGCUGCGAUGAAAAGCAAGGAAGCCCGGGAGUUGGAGGUUCGAACAUUGCGCAUGCAAAACUCCAAGAGUUCGGAUAUUGUUUCGCAGUUGAAGGAAUCCGAGGCCGCCACUCGGAACUUGCUUGCGAACAUGGACAAGCAACUAAGUGAGACAAGGGAAGCGAUGAAUGCCUUGGUUAAUAAGAACCACGCUGCGCAACAACAAAUCACAGAAAACAAUAUCAUGAUUGAGGGCCUAAAUAGGCAGGUGGCGGAUCUUAAGGCGUUGUCAGCAUCCAAAGAUUCGACACUUUCCAGUACGGCUAGUGCCUGUCGCAAAGCCGAGACCGAAGUCGAGGGCUUGAAGGCUACCCUGGCGGACACCAAGAAGAGUCUAGACAAUUGGAAGAACAAGAGUCUUGGCAACCAGUCGUCCGAGUAUGAGAUGCUGCGGACACUUGCUCUUUGUACAGUAUGCCGCCGGAACUUCAAAAACACAGCGAUCAAGACUUGCGGCCACGUCUUCUGCAAAGAGUGUGUCGAAGAACGUCUCACCUCACGGUCACGCAAGUGUCCGAACUGCAACAAGUCCUUUGGCAACAAUGAUUACAUGCAUAUCACCUUGUGAUCUGAUCAUUACGUCUCCAUUCAUAUACUUUGUGUAUCAUAGUCUCUCUACCUUUCCCACCCCCUCCCCCUUCCUUACUUUCCUCCCCUUGCCAUUCUGCCAUUCUCUCCCCAGACUUUUCUCUUUAUGCCCGUUUUAUUACCCUUCCUUACUUCUCCUUUUUACCCCAUAUCUUUCUCUAAUCAUGGAAAAAGGCUCAUGGUGCGGUGUUUACUGUUUUAGCAGGGUAGGAUCUCAAGAAGGCCGGCGUUCGAUUCAGAUCUGUUUCUUUUUGAUCAGAUAUCUCUUUGCAUAUUGGCCUGGUUGUUGGUCUUCGGGUUACCGGUUUGAUUCCAUUUCUUCUUUUCUGUCCGUUAUAUUCGAUUCCCUGUUCCUGUUACGAGGCGUCCUCCUUGGAUACCCACAUCAGUGUGUUCGAGCGGCACCUGGAAGAAGAAGAGAUAAGGUGUGCAGCUCACAUGUAGGAUUAACUCUAGAAAAAAAAACUAUCCUGAUGAAAG